Messenger RNA from Apis mellifera (honey bee), 1422 nucleotides. Its product is annotated as transmembrane protein 68. The transcript is spliced from 6 exons. The record is from RefSeq and is a predicted model, not a curated record. Gene Ontology annotation, cellular component: membrane. NCBI's taxonomy places the organism in Eukaryota, Metazoa, Arthropoda, Insecta, Hymenoptera, Apidae. Gene Ontology annotation, molecular function: acyltransferase activity. Bases 252 to 1208 code for a protein of 318 amino acids.
AGCUUUAUGAAAUAAUAUGAAAAUGAUAUAUUUUAAUGAAAUGUAAACAAUCCAUAUUGAAAUAUUUAUAAGGCAAUUAACAAUCAAAGAUAGUCAUUUUGGAAUAUAAAUGAACGGAAUAAAAAAUAUGAAAGAUUGUAGAGUAAAGUUUUGUUAUCGAUACUGAAUAUGUGGGUGUUUGAUAAAGAAACAUUAGAUUUUUCAUAAUUAUAAUAUAUUUACCAUUAUUUUCGCUUUUUCAUAAUUUAAACAUGUUUUCCAUAAUAUCCAAUUUCCGAAAAAUUUUAGAAGAUAUUAUAGUUGAAUAUAUUGACGUUGAUUUUACACUUUGGUUAUCAUGGCUUUUAAUGCCGCUUUUGAUAACAUUUUUACUUCCUCUUGUGAUUGUGGCAUUAUUAUAUUUAACUGCAUUAAUAUUAUAUGUAUAUAAAUUACAUAGAGUUAGAUUAAGAAAUGCAUAUGAAACGGAUUGGAGAAAUGCAGCUCGUAAUGUAGUAGCUGCAGUUUGGGAUGCUCAUGGUUGGAUUUGGUAUGGAUAUGAAGUAAUUGGAAUUGAAAAUAUACCACAAAAUGAACCAGUACUUUUUGUGUAUUAUCAUGGAGCUAUUCCUAUAGAUAUUUAUUAUUUUAUAUCUAAAGUAUUACUUUUAAAUUCAAGAUUAAUUCAUACAGUAGCAGAUAGAUUUCUUUUUAAAUGUCCUGGAUGGUCUAUUAUUUCUGAUGUAUUAAAAGUUAUACCUGGUACAGUUCAAACAUGCUCCGCUAUUUUAAAAGAAGGUAAUAUGCUUGCUAUUUCACCUGGUGGUGUAUAUGAAGCUCAAUUUGGAGAUUCUUAUUAUCAAUUAAUGUGGAAAAAACGAGUAGGUUUUGCAAAAGUUGCAUUGGAUGCUAAAGUGUGCAUAAUACCUUUAUUUACAAAAAAUAUUAGAGAAGCAUUUAGAACGAUCAGUUGGGGCAGAAGAAUGUGGUUAAGAAUAUAUGCUGCUACUAGAUUUCCUUUUGUACCUAUCUAUGGUGGUUUUCCUGUAAAAUUGACCACAUAUGUUGGUAAACCAAUUUCAUAUGAUGAAAAUCUUACACCAGAAGAGUUACAAAUAAAGGUUGCUGAUGCGCUUAAUAAUUUAAUAAAUCAACAUCAAAGAAUACCUGGAAAUAUAUCAUUAGCUUUAUUAGAAAGAAUAUAUACUCCAAAGAAAGAAGAAUCAUAAUGUUAGUAUUUAGUUGAAUAUUAUAAUAUUGUAUCUUAUACUCUGAAGUAGAAAAGUAUUUAAAAAAUACUAAUUGAAUUUCUUAGAAUUUAUAUCUACAAUUUAUGGUGCUUAUCAUUUAAUAUUAACUGAUAAUUAAGAUUUUAUUAAAUUUAAAAUUUAUAUAAGAUAUAUAAAAGGAGUUAAUUUUGCGGCAACAAAACUGUACUUAUUU